GUUUGAUGUAUUAGGGGGUGGGAAUUCCCCACCCUUCGAAUACUUAACCUUGAAAUUCAAUCAAUUUAUAAAAUUUCUUUACUAAACUUUUAUUACUAGCAGUUGUUACUUUUUGACCAAGUGGAAAAUAAUACGAAAGAGGGAUUUUCAUUGUAUCUUGUAUUUGUAAGUGGGCAAAUUAUCGUUUUUUUAAUUAAAUGACAAUUAAUAUUGUUUAUUUUGAUGGUUCGGUAUGAGUGGAUGAGAACCACUGUUCAGGCGAAUCUGAAGUGUGCGGGCGCGUGUGUUAAAAUUGCCAUGCCUUUCAAGAAGGGUAUAAAUAUUGGGAAAAAGUGUUGAUUAUUUAUGACCGAUAAUUAAGGUUUCUUUGAGCUACUAUUUGGAUAUAUAGACAACAUUAAUUACGUGCUUGCAAAAUGCCGAAGGGAAAGUCGAAAAAGUUUAUCGACAAGAAGAAUUCAGUCACAUUCCAACUGGUGCAUCGUUCACAAAAGGAUCCUCUCGUAGCCGACGAAGAUGCUCCCCAACGUAUUUUCAUGCCCGUUGAAGAUCCACAAACAGCCAAGCAUCAGAAGAAAGUUGAAGCUGGAAAGAAAAAGGAAGAACUCGAAAAGUUUGGAAUUUUCUACGACGAUGAUUACGAUUACAUGCAGCAUUUGCGCCCUGUCGAAAGAUCCCUCGAAUGGGAAAGAGUGGAGAACCCCAACGACAGUAAAAAGGAAACUGAAAAAGAAAAACCCAAAAUUAGUUUGCCCCCAACCGUGAUGGAAUCAGAAGAACAGGAAGAAGUGGGUCUUCUCAACAGAGCAAUACCAACAGGACUUCGGUUAGAUUUAGAUCCUGAUGUAGUCGCUGCUUUGGACGACGAUUUCGAUUUCGAAGAUCCUGAAAAUCAGCUGGAGGAUGAUUUUCUCGAUUUGGCUGGCGGUGUCAUAAAAGAGGGCGAAAUGGAUGAAAAUGAUUAUGAGUUUGAUGAAGAGGACGAGGAUUACGAUGACGAAUCAGAAUUGGAAGAUGAUUCAAGCGGUCAUAUGGAAGUUUCCGGCGAAGAAGGAGACGAAGUCGCUAGUCUCAAUGGAAAACAAUUUACUUUCAAAGACGAAGAAACAAGAUCGAGGUUCACUGAAUAUUCGAUGAGCAGUAGUGUCAUAAAAAGGAACAAUCAACUCACUUUGCUGGACGACAGAUUUGAAAGGCUGUACGCGCAAUACGAUGAUAAUGAGAUUGGUGCACUCGACUGCGAAGAAAUUGAAGGCGAUUGUGACACAGAUGUUGAUCAAUUGCUCCAACACGUAGAGAAAGCGAAGAAAGAGCAAAAGGAAUUCCAAAGCGAGACCAAAGAUAUCGCAAAGUUGAUGAAGGACCGAUUGAAGCUAAUCGAACAGGAAAAUCCAAAUUCCGAUGACGAGCUGGAUCUCACGAAACUUGUCGUAGAAGCUCGAGAGAGGGACAAAUGGGACUGUGAAAGUAUUUUGAGUACCUACAGUAACAUCUACAAUCACCCGAAACUUAUCCACGAACCAAAAGGUCCUGGGAAAAUAAAAAUUGAUUCGAAAACUGGAAUUCCGAAGGAUGUGUUGGGUUCUGGGAAAUUAACUGCCAAGAGUUUGGCUCAGUUUGAUUCGAUGAAAGAGAGAGAAAUGCAGAGUGGACCGCAAUCGGUCGCAGAAACUAUGAGGUCGGUUGUAAGUGUACUGAGUAUUAGGCCCAAGGACGAGGCGCCAGAAGAGAGAAGAGAGAGAAAAAAGGCUCUGAAAGAGUACAGGAAAGAGAGGAGGAUUGAGCGGAAGGCAAAUACCGAAGCGUUCAAGGAAGAGAAGAUCAGACAGGAAAAGAUUCUGCUGAAUAACAAGAAAAAUGUUCAAGGAAAUCGGCUAUUUUAAGUUUUCGAUAAUUAUUAUUGCCUGGAGGUUCCUGGAAUUUUGAAAACGUUCCAUACAUGAUGAUUUUCGGUGGAUUUUUUUGGUUUCAUAAAAUUGAGUACAUUUGCAAUUUUAAUAAAAAUGUGAAAAAGAUAUAAAUUUAGUAUUUUGAAUAAAGGAUAUUGAUUACUAUAAUCUUUUUU
Belonocnema kinseyi is the source of this 2065-nucleotide messenger RNA. It is a transcript of the gene LTV1, whose product is annotated as protein LTV1 homolog. The transcript has 6 exons. Lineage: Eukaryota; Metazoa; Arthropoda; Insecta; Hymenoptera; Cynipidae. Gene Ontology annotation, cellular component: preribosome, small subunit precursor; nucleus; cytosol. Bases 417 to 1883 code for a protein of 488 amino acids. Gene Ontology annotation, biological process: ribosomal small subunit biogenesis; ribosomal small subunit export from nucleus. The record is from RefSeq and is a predicted model, not a curated record.